Molecule: messenger RNA, 1781 nt
Organism: Anguilla rostrata (American eel)
Lineage: Eukaryota; Metazoa; Chordata; Actinopteri; Anguilliformes; Anguillidae
Gene: ndr2
Product: nodal-related 2
Exons: 2
Coding region: 564-1274 (236 amino acids)
Cellular component (GO): extracellular region
Molecular function (GO): growth factor activity; cytokine activity
Source: RefSeq, a predicted model, not a curated record
CGUUUUCUUCACAGCAUAAUGAAGUGACUUCACGAAUGUGCAACUGCAACGUGACGAGGUUACUGCUGUUGGCUGUACCUAUGAAUGUGAUCAGAAUAAGCGGUGAUUAGGACAAAAUAACACCAAGAUUUUAAUUGCAAGGAGCCUCUAUGGAUUGAUAAUUAUAAUAGUUAUGAAUAUACUUUGGAGAUAAAUGAUUGUAUAAAUUAUAAACAUAAUUAUUAAUUAGUGUUCAUGGUAUUCCCGCUGUGCACAAGCCUGGUGCAUAUAAUGAGAACACUAUGCAAUAAUGAUUUAAUAUCCUGAAAGUAAACUGUCAUAACUCUGUGAUGCAGGAACUAAAAGCUGAAUUUCUGUUUUUCUGUUAAGGUUUGGUUCAGAGAGGCCGCCGCUGGAUCGUUACCUUCGAUUUCUCCUCCCUUGUGGCUGAGGAGCAGCUUCAGAAGGCAGAGCUGAGGAUCAGGUUGCCCCGGGUCACUAACGUUACGGACGUUACCGUGGAAAUCUAUCACCAGCACGAGUACCCCUGCCCGAGGCAAGGCCUGUGCCUGGAGCACCUUCCCAUGGGCUCCCUGUCCGCAGCCUCCCUCAUGGACUCAGCUCACAACUGGAAGGUCUACAAUGUCACCAGCCUGCUGUUCGACUGGCUCAAACUGGCAUUCCAGAAGGGGAGGCCGCAGGCCACGCAGAGAGGCCCAUCCCUGGCGUAUCCAGCUCUGUUGUCCGGCUCUAGGAGUGAGCAGAGCGUGAAGGACAGAGCUCUGCUGGUGCUCUUCUCCCACCUGGGAUCUGAGGAGGGCUCGCAGGCCAAGGCCAGCCUGCUGCACACUGCCGAGCAGUCCAAGUUCCUGCUCAGUGCCGAACCCCAGAAGGUCCAGCGCCCCAAGAGACACAAGCGCCACAGGAAGCGGAGAGCGCAGCCAAUCAGGCAUGUGGACGUGCCCAGGCGGGGCAGCGUGAAGUCGCUGUGUCGGAAGGUGGACCUGCACAUAGACUUCAAUAAAAUUGGCUGGGGCUCCUGGAUUGUCUUCCCUAAAAGGUACAACGCGUACCGCUGUGAGGGAACCUGUCCCAACCCUGUUGGAGAGGAGUUCAAACCCACUAACCACGCCUACAUGCAGAGUCUGCUGAAGUACUACCACCCGGAGCGAGCCCCCCCCGCCUGCUGCGCCCCCACCAAGAUGAGCCCGCUGAGCAUGCUGUACCACGAGAACGGCGCUGUGCUGCUGCGGCACCACGAGGACAUGAUCGUGGACGAGUGCGGCUGCCACUGACCGCGCCGCGCGUCCCCAUGGCAACGGCGCGAGGACCCCGCGCAGCGAGACGGAGACUUUGGGUUUAAAUGGAGGCGCAGUUCAGGAACGUGUCUUUCAGGGGAAAACCGAUCCGAAUAAUAAUAACCUCGGUGAAAAUCCUCCCGACAAAAAAAUCAGAAAACAUUCUGCUGGCGAGAGAAAUGCCUGAGCUCUUGAGCUGGUGCAGCUCUGCGUCCUCUGAGACUGAGAUGUGUUUGGUUCUGCCCCGGCAAAACGAAACGCUUCAGUAGACAACGCUGAAGGCCGAGGAUCUGGAGAGUCAGCUCUGCCAGCUCAGGAUGAAUUAGACUGAAUCACAUUUAAGCCAUUUACGCCAUAUAAAACUGCAGAUCUCAUAUCAUCACACAUCUUACAGCCAAAGAUUUUAAACGAUGUUAAUUCAGCUCCAGGUGAAAACUGGUGAAAGGCAUUUAAGUUGUUGGGAACAAGUGGCCUAAUUUCCAUGAAUCAAGCACUCUUAGAUAU